AUGGCGCCAAUCAUCCAAAGCACUCAACCAUGGGUCGAGAAAUAUCGCCCAAAGCAAGUGAAAGACGUUGCUCACCAAGACGAAGUAGUUCGAGUUCUCACCAACACCCUCGAAACCGGAAGUUGCCCCCACAUGCUCUUCUACGGUCCUCCCGGCACCGGAAAAACCACCACCGCCCUCGCCAUCGCUCACCAGCUUUUCGGGCCCGAGCUUUAUAAAUCUAGGGUUUUGGAACUGAAUGCUAGCGAUGAUCGUGGUAUUAAUGUUGUUCGGACUAAGAUCAAGGAUUUUGCAGCCGUGGCUGUCGGUACUAAUCAGAGAAAGAAUGGUUAUCCUUGUCCGCCUUAUAAGAUAAUUGUUCUCGAUGAGGCAGAUUCAAUGACAGAAGAUGCUCAGAAUGCACUGAGGCGUACAAUGGAAACUUACUCUAAAGUUACAAGGUUCUUUUUUAUAUGCAACUACAUUAGCAGGAUUAUAGAACCACUUGCUUCUAGGUGUGCCAAAUUCAGGUUCAAGCCACUGACAGAAGAAAUCAUGAGCAAUCGAAUAUUAUACAUAUGCAAAGAAGAAGGAAUCUACCUUGACGCUGAGGGUCUUUCAACCCUAAGUACUAUUUCUCAAGGAGAUCUUCGUCGGGCUAUAACAUACUUGCAGUCUGCUGCUCGCUUAUUUGGAUCUUCCAUCUCUUCGAAGGACCUGAUUUCUGUGUCUGGGAUUGUUCCAGCAGAGGUUGUUGAGGCAUUUCUUAAAGCAUGCAAAAGUGGUAAUUUUGAUUUAGCCAACAAGGAAGUCAACAAUUUCAUUGCAGAGGGGUAUCCUGUCUCUCAGAUGCUAACUCAGUUGUUUGAGGCUAUUGUUGAAGAAAAUGACAUAUCUGAUGAACAGAAGGCCAGAAUAUCCAAGAAGCUGGGUGAAGCAGAUAAGUGCCUAGUUGAUGGUGCUGAUGAAUACCUGCAGCUUCUUGGUGUUGUCAGCGUUACAAUACAGGCUUUAUGUAACAUGCCAGAAGGAUUUGCUUAUGAGGGUUAA
Lathyrus sativus (Indian pea) is the source of this 1029-nucleotide messenger RNA. The record is from the annotation of a GenBank genome assembly. NCBI's taxonomy places the organism in Eukaryota, Viridiplantae, Streptophyta, Magnoliopsida, Fabales, Fabaceae.